CUGGUCGGUAGGCUGAAACAUUCCUAACGUGAUUCGCCGGCUCAUGCUUGCCCCCAAGCAGAAGGCAGCACAUGCUAACAGCUACCCACAGCAGCAACACUGACGUCAAAACGUCGCAAAUUGUUUUGUGUCGUCAACUUCAAUCUUCCGCCCGCGCACCUGCAUCAAUUGGGGCUUGUUGAUCAGGUACCACACACGGCUUCCCGGUUUACUCGGAGUUGACUUCGUGAACAACUCACGAACUAUGGAUCCACAGUGAAAGAAAUAACCUUAACUUUAUUCCCAUUUCAUGACACAAUAAUCUUUUUUUGAGACAGCAGACAACAUAGCUAUUUGACGUAGCUAGCCCCGUUUUCCUGUUGAUCUUUGACCUUUUGAUCGUCCACCGUCCCUCAUUCCAGAUUUCCAACAACACGUAAACGGCCCUCCCGAUCCAUCCCCCAUCAUCCACUCCCGCGCUGCACUCUGUGCCUGGUCAUGUUAACCCUGCCUGACGAUGGCAUCAACUCUCCGACGCCGGGCUGUCGGCGCCGACACCUCUGAAUCCUCGUCGCAGGCCCCCACCCCGAGAGACGAAAGUCCGGUGAAGCCGGGCGACAAGGUCAAGGUCGUCCAUGAUCACAAACCGAAGAUGCGCAAACGGCGCAACACUUUUAUAUUCCUGCUGGGUAUCGUGUUCGGCCUUGUAGCUGCCGGAUUCUUAGCCAAAAGUAAUGAUCUAAUCGAACUUCCCGAGAUUGGCGAGCUUAGCAUGGACAGCUUCCUUGAUGUGCUGCCAGCUGGUUUGGUCAAGGAUAUGAGGGAUCUUGUAAAAGGCGAGCGGGAUUUCGUCGAUAGCUAUGAUUCCUUUUCCGUCGGAUUGAAGGCCCGGUCCGAAGGACUUAGCGUCCAUCAUCCCGUCAUCAUGGUGCCUGGCGUCAUCUCUACAGGCCUCGAAUCCUGGGGUACCGCUAAUAUUUCCCGACCGUACUUCCGAAAGCGACUCUGGGGCAGUUGGACCAUGAUGAGAGCGCUGGUUAUGGAUAAGGAGAUAUGGAAAAAGCACAUUAUGUUAGACAAGAAAACAGGGCUAGACCCGCCUAACAUCAAGCUGAGAGCUGCCCAGGGUUUCGAUGCUACCGACUUCUUUAUUACGGGAUAUUGGAUUUGGAGCAAGAUCUUGGAAAAUCUCGCGUCUUUGGGAUACGACCCCACCAGUUCUUUCACGGCCGCCUACGAUUGGCGGUUGUCGUAUCAAGACCUUGAGCUUCGAGACCAGUACUUUUCAAGGUUAAAGAGCUAUGUUGAGCUAGCCCACCAGUUCUCCGGUCAGAAGGUGGUCCUCACCUCUCAUAGCAUGGGUAGUCAAGUCCUGUUUUAUUUCUUCCAUUGGGUCGCGUCGGCGCAUGGUGGUAAAGGAGGCGACGAUUGGGUCGAACGUCAUGUCGAAGCCUGGAUCAACAUUAGUGGAUGCAUGCUGGGCGCAGUCAAAGAUGUUACUGCCAUCCUCUCGGGGGAAAUGCGCGACACCGCACAACUAAAUUCCUUUGCUGUGUAUGGACUCGAGAAGUUCCUCAACAAAGACGAGCGGGCCGAGAUAUUCCGAGCCAUGCCAGGCAUGUCGGCCAUGCUACCGCUUGGAGGCGAUGCAGUUUGGGGGAACUUGACGUGGGCACCAGACGACCUGCCUGGCCAGAAAAACUCGUUUGGCUCAUUCUUGAAUUUCCGGCGCGGUGCUAACUGGACUACGCCGGACAAGAACUUAACAGUCAGCGGAGCGAUGCAGUAUCUUAUGGAAACGGCCGAUACCUGGUACAAGGACCAGAUCCAGAGGAGCUAUUCCCACGGUGUAGCACAUACUUCUGCCGAAGUUGAAGCUAAUGAGCUGGAUUAUCGUAAAUGGAUCAAUCCUCUAGAGACGAGGCUACCUUUAGCCCCCAACUUAAAGAUCUAUUGUUUCUACGGCGUAGGGAAACCAACGGAAAGGUCGUAUUAUUAUCGCACUCCCGAGUUUCCGGGCUUCACGAAUCUCAAUGCCACCAUCGAUACGGGACUAAUCGUUGAUGACAUUGAUCACGGGGUCAUCAUGGGAGAAGGUGAUGGUACGGUCAAUCUUCUUAGUACUGGUUAUAUGUGCUCCAAGGGUUGGCGCAUGAAACGGUAUAACCCGGCAGGUGUCAAGGUCUCUGUAGUUGAGAUGCCCCACGAGCCGGAAAGGUUUAACCCUCGCGGAGGGCCUAAUACGGCGGACCACGUGGAUAUAUUAGGACGACAGACGCUUAACGAGCUGAUCCUGCGUGUUGCGGCCGGCAAGGGAUUUAUGAUUGAAGACAAUAUCGUCAGCAACAUCAAGGAGUACGCGGAGAAGGUUAAGGUAUAUGAAGAGGAGAACGAAAAUGGAGAGUGAAGUCUAAUAGAAUAGAUGAGGGAUGAUUAUCAUAAGGUCUGAUUGACGAAUUGAAGCUGUAGUGUAUAAAUAUGGGACGGUGGGUGUCUUUUAGGGAUUGAAUGGAUAUUUUGUUCUUCGUUUUUGGGAUGGUUCGAAAAUGACUUUAGUUGCAAUACCCCUAUCCAUAUAGUAAGGCGAUGGGUAUAGAUAGAUGUAUAAUAAUGAAAUGCUGAGGGUUAUAUUGAUACUCGAGACUUAUGA
Messenger RNA from Annulohypoxylon truncatum, 2629 nucleotides. Its product is annotated as LACT-domain-containing protein. The coding region runs from base 497 to 2386 and encodes 629 amino acids. The record is from RefSeq and is a predicted model, not a curated record. Gene Ontology annotation, molecular function: phospholipid:diacylglycerol acyltransferase activity. Gene Ontology annotation, biological process: lipid storage; triglyceride biosynthetic process. Lineage: Eukaryota; Fungi; Ascomycota; Sordariomycetes; Xylariales; Hypoxylaceae. Gene Ontology annotation, cellular component: cytoplasm; perinuclear endoplasmic reticulum. The transcript is spliced from 2 exons.